AUACGGAGCUUUCCUGCCGCCCCUGUCACAGCCCCAUCCUCCCUCCUUCAUCCCGACCCGCCGGUGUGUGCGGCUUUACCCCCGGCCAAGUGACAGGGAAGGGACCGUGUGAGCAGCGCCGAGUGUUGAUCCGGGGAUUCGGCGUGUCAGGCGGCUCUGCCCCGGCUCAGCUCCCGUCAUUACGCAGCGGAUUAGCGGCGCUUUGUCGCGGAAUUACCGAGCCCCCAGUCUCAUUCUCACUGUGUUUUCCCGACUUCUUCUUUGCACUUGCGUCUGUUUGUCGCUGCUACAGGGUCGGUGCGUCUCCCAAGGAAAGUGCUGCACGGAUCUAUUUUCUCCCCCCCCCCAAGCUGUGGAGCUUUGUGCCAUCUACAGUCUUGUGAGGGAUCAGUGCUGCUCUCCCUGUCUGGCAGGCUGGGUGCUGCUGUGGGUGCCCCCCACCCUGUAUGGAGAGCUGUCUGCCAUAGGAACCCCCCCCUGCCUGCAUGGAACCCCCCUGUAUGUGCCCCUCUAUGGGUAACCGGGCACAACCCGUAGCAUUGAGAUUCACAAGGGCUUUGGGCUCCUCCGGUUCUGCGAUUCUGUAACAGACGCAAAGGGAACCAGCGGAUCUAUGGUCUGGGCUUUGGAUACAGUGUAACAAGGACACUCUGGGAUUCCUCGGAUUGCAGGGUCCCCCCUUUCCUUCUUGGGGGGCAAGGACUGGAUCUUAUUUUGUGCCCUGAGUGCUGGAUAUUUGCCAUUUAUUUACCCCCCCCCCCCCCCCCCCAGGACCCAUGUCUGUGGUACUGUAUGGACCCUGGCACCGGAGAGGAUAAAUGCCCCAUCCAAGAGGUUGAAAAUGCAAGUUGGUAGACGAGAACAAAAUCGCUGCUGCUCAGGAAGUGCUCGGCCAGAGAAGAGGGCGGGGAAAACUGUUUCCUGUUGUUGCUAACGAGCGAGUCUUGAAGAUCCGUCAAGGUUCCUACACAUAAAAGUGAAGCAUUGAGCUCCUGACUCUCGGACAAUGUUCCCCGCUACUCUGGAAUACACCCCUCAGUAAAGCUAGGGUAUCUUUGUUGGACUUACAAUGGAAAAAAUCCUCUGCAGCCUUCUGGUGUUUGGAAUGGCAGUAAUGGUCAACUCCUGUCCGAAAUAUUGUGUGUGUCAGAACCUGUCAGAAUCACUAGGCACCUUGUGUCCAACAAAGGGACUACUUUUCGUGCCCAUGGAUAUCGACAGAAGGACAGUUGAACUUCGCCUGGGAGGGAAUUUCAUUAUAAGCAUCAACCGGCAAGACUUUGCCAACAUGACUGGUCUGGUUGACCUGACGUUGUCUAGAAACACUAUCAGUUACAUUCAGCCCUAUUCAUUCAUUGACCUCGAGAGCCUCCGUUCUUUGCAUUUGGAUAGUAAUAGGCUGACGAACCUGGGGGAUGAUGUAUUUCGAGGAUUAAUCAACCUACAGCAUCUGAUCAUGAAUAACAACCAACUAAACAGCAUAGCAGAAGAUGCUUUUGAGGACCUUUUGCAAACUUUGGAAGACUUGGAUCUUUCUUAUAAUAAUCUCAAGACUGUACCGUGGGAUGCUGUAAGGAGAAUGGUGAACCUCCAUCAGCUUAGCUUGGACCAUAAUCUGAUUUAUUAUAUAACAGAGGGUACGUUUCAGGAUCUGAACAAACUGGCCAGACUGGAUUUGACGUCUAACAGGCUGCAGAAACUACCUCCGGAUCCAAUUUUUGCACGGUCACAGAUUUCAAUGACGUCCGCUACUCCAUUUUCACCUCCUCUGUCUCUCAGUUUUGGAGGUAACCCACUUCAUUGUAAUUGCGAGCUCUUGUGGCUAAGGCGGCUGGAUAGAGAAGAUGACAUGGAAACGUGUGCUUCUCCUUCCGCUCUUAAAGGGAGGUAUUUCUGGUACGUUCGAGAAGAAGAGUUUGUCUGUGAGCCACCUUUGAUUACGCAGUAUACGCAAAGGCUACUUGUUCUUGAAGGACAAACCGCUUCAUUAAAAUGUAAAGCGGUUGGGGAUCCAUUACCAGUCAUACACUGGGUCGCUCCAGAUGGGAGGCUCAUCGGCAACUCCUCAAGGACGACUGUGUACGAUAAUGGCACUUUAGAUAUUCUCAUCACCACCUCAAAGGAUUAUGGUACUUUUACCUGCAUCGCAGCCAACGCAGCUGGCGAAUUAACCGCCCCCGUGGAGCUAUCGAUUGUCCAGAUACCCCACGUCAGCAACGGCACCGGUCGGACAGCCCCUCCCAAGUCGAGGCUGUCGGACAUCACCAGUUCGACCAAAUCCAACCGAGGAGAAGUUAAAACAGCCCCAGAAAAGGCCGUUGUGGUGUCAGAAGUGACAUCUUCCACGGCUCUGGUUAAAUGGUCAGUGAGCAAGGCCGCCCCCAAAGUAAAAAUGUACCAGCUACAGUACAAUUGCUCAGACGAUGAAGUUCUAAUAUACAGGAUGAUCCCGGCUUCCAACAAAGCCUUCGUCGUGAAUAACUUGGUGUCGGGGACCGCUUACGACCUCUGCGUCUUGGCCAUAUGGGACGACACUGCGACGACGCUGACGGCGACGAAUAUAGUGGGUUGCGCCCAGUUCUUCACUCAAGAGGACUAUCAGCAAUGCCAGUCCAUGCACAGCCAGUUCUUGGGGGGAACCAUGAUACUAGUAAUUGGAGGAAUCAUAGUUGCCACAUUGCUGGUCUUCAUUGUUAUAUUAAUGGUAAGAUAUAAAAUUUGCAACCAUUCCCAGGGGAAGAUGGCCAAUGUCACCAAUGUAUAUUCCCAGACUAAUGGCGGAAAUACAGUGCAGAAUGGGGCCCCACCACAGACCAACCCAAAAGUGGUGGUGAGGAAUGAACUCAUGGAAUUCCAGUGUGGUUCUGCGCACAGUAGUGUCUCAUCCUCUUCUAGUUCUGUGAAUAGUCCAGAUGGGGAUGACUAUAGCCUACACAGUAAUCCAAGCACAUUGUCUAACAAAUGGAGACCUGUCUCCAGGUCCAAACAUAACAUUGAUAGACUAAUGGGAGCGUUCGCUUCCCUAGAACUGAGGUGUCAAAAAAAGGAGGACACUGUGGACUCCAGGACUUCAACUACGGCCCACCAGUCAGACAAAGAGCCUUUGCUGGGCCACCAUGAGUCCAAAGUCCGUAGCCUCCUCAUGUUACCUUUGGAGGGUAAAGCAAAACGUAGCCAUUCUUUUGAUAUGGGGGACUUUUCCACCACACAGUGCUGUAGCUACCCGAGAAAGAUUUCCAACAUUUGGACUAGGAGAAGCCUCUCAGUUAAUGGCAUGUUGUUACAAUACACCGAUAGCGAACUGGCAGGGAAUGCAACCAAAUUCACAUACGACAGCACAGAAUGGGUGAUGGAAAGUACAGUGUAAAAUAGAGUCAUGUGGUUCCAAUCUUACCAUUUUAAACUUGCUUGUUGAUAGCAAGCUUAGCGUACAAAACACAAAUGUGAAACGUAUCACUAGUUCUCUGGAGCCAGAGAUGGGUAAAUACUACAAUCCACAGCAGGAGUAAUGAUAAGCACUGGCAGUGGUUGACGGUUCUACAGAAAAGAAGCACGUGUGUAGGUCUUGGUGCUCCUUAUCCAAGGAAUCCAAGGAGAAAUGACUGGCGGAGGCACCUUUAUUCCAGCCCAACAGUUGGAAGAACUUUCAAGACAUCAGCCAAUUGAUGGAGGCAACCAACCCAGUAAACAUUAAUUGCGGGUGUAUCAACUUUUAUUUCUUUUUCCUUCAUUUUUUCCCAUCUCUUUUGUUUAUUUAUUACUGUAUAUUUGAUAAAGAUGUUCAGAUCUCCUUAGUAUCAAAAAGAUCCCUAGGUAAUGUUUUUUUUUGUUUUUUUAAAUUUUUUUAUACCUCAGUUGUAGAUUAGUGAUGAGCGAAUUUUUUCG
Molecule: messenger RNA, 3885 nt
Organism: Xenopus tropicalis (tropical clawed frog)
Lineage: Eukaryota; Metazoa; Chordata; Amphibia; Anura; Pipidae
Gene: lrfn2
Product: leucine rich repeat and fibronectin type III domain containing 2
Exons: 5
Coding region: 1070-3367 (765 amino acids)
Cellular component (GO): synapse; plasma membrane; membrane
Source: RefSeq, a predicted model, not a curated record